CCCAUCCCAUGCACCCCCUCCCAUUCCUUCGCUAUAAAAGGAUUCUAUCCCCCUCUUUCCCCUGCCUCUUCCUCUCCUCCCAACCUCCAAACUCCAAACUCACUUCCAGCCUCCUUUUUAGAUACCCAGCUCUAUAAAGCAAUCACUGCCCUCAUAACUCACCUCAUCUCUCAGGCAUAUACAUAUAUACAAUAAUACACACACAUACAGCUGUAGAUAAUAGAAGGCAGGCAAGGAGGAGGAAAAGUUGAUUAGAUGUGGUAAAGAUGAGUUGUAACGGAUGCCGAAUACUAAGAAAGGGCUGCAACGAAAACUGUAUACUACGACAAAGUUUACAGGGGAUUGGGAGCCCUCAAGCUCAAGCUAAUGCCACAGUUUUUGUCGCCAAAUUCUUCGGCCGCGCCGGUCUCAUGUCCUUCCUCUCCGCUGUCCCUGAACCCCAAAGACCAGCCUUGUUUCAAUCGCUGCUAUAUGAAGCUUGUGGGAGGACCGUGAACCCAGUAAGUGGAGUGGUGGGGCUGCUGUGGACCGGCAACUGGCAGCUGUGCCAGUCUGCAGUGGAGACGGUUCUCCGUGGCGGAGUUUUGCGGCCGAUGAUGAAUCUUCCUGCCGAACCUCAAGAAGCUGUGGACCAUGAUGAUGCGUCGGAGGCGAGCCGUCUGUGUCUUAACUUGUCGGCCCGAGUGACGGCAGGCGGGAGAGUGAAGAGGAGGUCGGCCACACCGGAGGAGUCCGAAACCUCCACCAUGGAGAGCUGCUAUGAUUAUACUGCUAGUAAUUAUUUUCAAAAUCUAAAAGGCGGAGAAGGAACAAAGCUUCUUAGACUCUUUUUUUGACUGAGCAUCGGCAAAUGCAAUUUUCCUGAGGAUUUUAAUCAAUUUGACUUUUUCCCCCCCCUCUUUCUUCACUUGGGCGCUUCUGGGGUUUUGUUUCAGUUUCCUUUGGCCGGCAAAAGCGGUUUUUUUGGGGGGGUUGCUGGAUUUCUCACUUGUGGUUUGUCUGAAUUGUCACUCGUAUUUGUGACCUUGAAUAAAAUCAAGUAAAUUCUCAGCCAUCUUCAUCUAUAUAUCCCCUUUACUUUACGACGGGUUUAUAAUCAACAACCUUAAUAUCGCCUUGAACCAUUUCCCGUUUGUUAAGGGAUUAUGGUGUGACAUUAAAAGGGGCUGACGGCGAUGAUGAUGUGAGAUUUUGGGAUUUUCCAUCUUUCACUUUCUAUUCUCAUUUGUUUGGUUGAGUUGAGUAUUGACUGAAGAGGGCUGUUUCUGGAAUGGUAUCCUCAAGCCGUGAAGUUCAUUGCACGAAAUGAUUUUGUGGAACAUGUAAACGAUAUAAUAGUAGUGAGUUCAAUGAUUAUGA
Molecule: messenger RNA, 1359 nt
Organism: Coffea arabica (coffee)
Lineage: Eukaryota; Viridiplantae; Streptophyta; Magnoliopsida; Gentianales; Rubiaceae
Product: LOB domain-containing protein 37-like
Biological process (GO): regulation of gene expression
Source: RefSeq, a predicted model, not a curated record